AUGGCGCGAGCACACCUGGCUUUCAAAAGGGAUGGGAGACACUUGUUUGAGCAGGGAGCUGAGAAGAGGAAGCGUUGUGAUCCAGAGAUGAAAGGACUGAUAUAUCUUCUGUUUCAAGGUGUUCUGCUGUAUGAGACUUUGGCAUGGGAAGUGAGAAUGCCAUCAGAAAUUCAUGGCCUCAAUGGAUCCUGUCUGGUUAUACCGUGCUCUUACUCUUACACUUCAAACCCACCAACUAACCCACGUAGAGUUGUGUGGUAUCAGUAUGUGUUGAGUGGCUACCCUUUAGUUUAUGAUCCCUUGAAUCCAGACAAAGUUAUUGACAAGUUCAGAGGAAAAACUGAUAUAUAUAAUACAACAAACUCAGAUCGGAAUUGUAGUCUGCUGAUCAAAAGCCUUAAUCCGUCUCACAAUGGAGAAAAAUUAUAUGCAUGGAUUGACCGAGAAAAUAUUGGAACAAGCACCUACAAGUUUUAUGACGUCACCUCCACGAUUAUUGUUGACACAAAUCCACAGCAGCCCAUCAUUAAUAUUUCUGGAGGUUUAAAGACCGGUGACAGCAUUACAGUAGCGUGUUACACCAUUCACACCUGUCCAUACAGAAAACCAAACAUUGUUCUGAAGGGUAUUGAAGGAUCUGAUCAAAUAGAUGAUGUUCAUAUGAAAAAUGGUCAAUGGAAAAUCACUCUGACACGCACCGGUGUUGUGAAGGCUGAACGCUCAGAUAUUGAGUGUACUGUAACACAUCAUGGAGGCAUAACAACAAGAGCUACAAAAUCACAAAGUGCAAAAUGUGUCUAUUAUAGUAUAACCAUUGAGCCUAAACAGGCAGCAGAUAUCACAGAGGGCAUUGGUAUGAACUUCACUUGUUCCGUCCACCAUUCGUGUCAGACGAAUCCUCCGAUCCUCUCCUGGAACUAUGAGAACAUGCCGGUCAAUGAUGGAAAGAAACAACUUACAGGGUUUGAAUUGGCCACCUUUUCCACCAUAACCUUUUUUGGGGCAACGAAAGAUGAUGGGAAGAAAUUAAUCUGCACUGCAAAUAUUUCUGGACAGAACAUCACAGCAUCUGUCGACUUACAUGUACAACGUGUCUAUUAUAAUAUAACCAUUGAACCUAAACUGGCAGCAGAUAUCAUAGAGGGUGUUGAUAUGAACUUUACUUGUACUGUCCAUCAUUCCUGCCAGACGAAUCCAAUGAUCCUUUCCUGGAACUAUGAGAACAUGUCUGUCAAUUAUGAUACGAAACAACUUACAGGGCUCGAAUGGGCCACCUUUUCCACCAUAACCUUUUUGUGGACAAAGAAAGACGAUGGGAAGAAAUUAAUCUGCACUGCAAAUAUUUCUGAACAGAAAAUCACAGCAUCUGUUGACUUACAUGUACAACGUGAGAAUAAACCUGAUGUGAUGACCUUUGACAUGAUGACAAUUGGCCUUUACAUUCUAGCCCCCUCACUUGUCUUUCUUCUUAUUUGCAUAUUUGCUGGAGUCAUCAUAUACAAGAAGUGUAACAGGUCAAAUGAUCUGUAUGAAGCAGCGGCCUGUGUACCAUCACCAAAGAGUCAGAGAAAAUCCUGCACUAUUGAGGACUAUGAAGAUUAUUACGCCAUCAUGGAAGAUGUCAACAUUUAUUAA
Messenger RNA from Misgurnus anguillicaudatus (oriental weatherfish), 1635 nucleotides. Lineage: Eukaryota; Metazoa; Chordata; Actinopteri; Cypriniformes; Cobitidae. The record is from RefSeq and is a predicted model, not a curated record.